Messenger RNA from Candidozyma duobushaemuli, 1836 nucleotides. It is a transcript of the gene SFL1, whose product is annotated as Sfl1p. The transcript has a single exon. NCBI's taxonomy places the organism in Eukaryota, Fungi, Ascomycota, Pichiomycetes, Serinales, Metschnikowiaceae. Gene Ontology annotation, molecular function: sequence-specific DNA binding; DNA-binding transcription factor activity. Bases 1 to 1836 code for a protein of 611 amino acids. Gene Ontology annotation, biological process: regulation of DNA-templated transcription. The record is from RefSeq and is a predicted model, not a curated record.
AUGGCCUUGCCCACCCCUGGCGAGUCCGCCAACAAUAACGACUUGCGGCACCAGCCACACCACCCUCACCAGCCACAACCUGACCUUCUACCCCAGGAGAACACGGACGAAAAAAUGAAUCCACAGAAUCCUCCGCUCGAAGAUGCCAAAAUCCCGGGUCCCAAGACCCAGACCGUGUUUAUCCACAAGCUCUACGACAUGUUGGAGGACCUGAGCCUCUCGCAUCUCAUCUGGUGGCUGCCUUCCCACGAUAGCUUCUGUCUCUAUCCGGGCGAAGAAUUCUCCAACGUUUUGGCCCAGUACUUCAAACACACCAACAUCGCCAGUUUCAUCCGCCAGCUCAACAUGUACGGCUUCCACAAGGUGAACGACUCGUUCCACAGCGACGAAAAGGGCACGCUGAGUGGUCAGACCCGCUGGGAAUUCAGACACGCCGCUAAUCAGUUCCGAAAGGGAGACGUGGAGCUGCUCCGCCUCAUCAAACGUAAGCUGUCGAAGGUCAUGAGCACUCCGAAGGAAAUCGUCAAUUUGAAGCUGCUCCCGCCCACGCUGAACCCAGCAACAAGCAACGAUUCAGACUCGGAGACCCCGGACCCAGCUUCCAAGCAGCAGUACCACCGUUCCCUUUAUCAACAGCUGUGGAAGCAGCUGCUGGCGCAAAAACCACAUACGCCUUCGCUGCCCAAUGGCCAUCCUCUGAAUCCGCCUGGCCUGGUCUACUACCCCAUGCAUCCUUAUCCAGGUUUCCCACACUCGGUGACGAUGCCAGUGCCUGUGAGCCCAAGCUCUCCACCUUAUCCUGACCAUCCUAUCCCCACGCCGCUGUCGUAUGUUUCUCAGUCCCAGCUGCGGCAGCCAUCGAACCAGACCGCUUUGGCUGUGGACCAGCUGAUCAACUUGAAGUUGAUCGAGAUGCUGACGGCAAUUACAACGCUCCGGGCCAGCUUCGACGACCUUCUGCAGAAAUACGACACCGUCUGUGCCGCCCAGCAGCAGAGCCAGGACGAUAUGGUGCAGCUUCUUGAUAUUUUGGAUAAAGAUGAGCUACGACUGGAAAACUUGGCUGCGUUCCGAAGCAAACUCGUUUUGAGAAACCCACAGCAGGAGAAACAGCCUUCGGUGAAUGGCCAGAACGGACAACCUCAAAAUGGCCAGAACGGCUCGGCAGAGGAACCACCUUCCUCCAACAUUGUGCCCCAGCGCUACCCUCUAAACCCAAACUAUUCCUUGUACAACAACGGCGAAAACGGCUUUCGUCAUUUCAAACUCGGCGAGGACGGCCACCAGAACCGCCACUUUUCUGUCCUUAUGGACCCGCUUCAAACCAAGGCGUUGAAGGGCCCCGAUGAGCUCAAAUCGUCCAGCCCGCUUUCCAACCAGAAAGACGCCAGGGCCCCUCCCCAUGUCCAGCAGUACCAGCCCAAGGUGAACCAGCAGGCCGCUCCGCUGCUCUACCAGCCCUAUAUGCGUAAUGAUACGGGGCAGCAGAGAACGGUUUCUUUGCCUAUUCUCGAUAAGAACAUGCCGCAGAGUUUUUCACCCCAGCAGAGGCAUUCUACAACUGCGCUUUUGAACGACGACAAGAGGCCCAUCUCGCCCGGUCACGUUCUCCCCAAAACCUACACGCUGAACCCAAUGGUCACUUCUGUUCCUUCUAAAGCGCCUUCUCCAGCUCCCAGUAUACCGCUGACGCCUUUUGAAGGCAAGAGCGUGCUUCCUUCUGUCCAGGAGCUCGACAAGCUGAUCAAGAGAAGCGCUUCAGGAAGGCUCUCCGAUUUGCUUUCUGACGACGACCUGAAGGCUAAGAAGCUCAAGACCGAGGGAUCUCAGAGCUGA